GCCACUGCCACUGAGCAGUUUCUCAGCGCUCGCUGUUGGAGGAGCCGGACUUGUUGCCGCUGCUCGGGGUAGACGGAGCCGUCCGCACACACCGCGCGGGCUACAGGAUCCCGACCGCUGCCGCCGCUGCCGCCGCCGCUGCUGCUCGGGUAUAACCUUACUGCAACCGUUUCUACUUUGGGUGUAACCAGGUUAUGAGAUCAUCAUGACAGAACGGGUGAACAACUUUCCUCCACUGCCAAAGUUUGUGCGCUUGAAGCCAUGCUUUUAUCAAGACUUCAAUGAGGAUAUCCCUGAGCCGCACAGACUGUCUGUCAAACGGCUGUACUACCUGUGGAUCAUGCAUGGUAUUACCCUGGUGGUGAAUUUGAUUGGAUGUCUGGCUUGGUUAAUCGGUGGAGGGAGUGCAGUCAACUUCGGACUGGCCAUCCUGUGGCUGAUCCUUUUCACUCCCUGCUCCUACGUGUGCUGGUUUAGAGCUGUCUACAAAGGCUUCAGGAGUGACAGCUCCUUCAACUACAUGCUGUUCUUCUUCACCUUCUCCGGGCAAGUGGUACUGAACAUCAUCCAGGCAGUGGGCAUCCCUGGUUGGGGAGUAUGUGGAUGGAUAGCUACCAUCACCUACUUUGGCACCAACAUAGGUGUAGGAGUGGUGAUGCUGUUUCCCACAAUCAUGUUCACGGGGCUGGCUGUAAUCUCCUUUUUAGCUCUAAUUAAGGUGCACACCUUCUACCGUGGGGGUGGCGGCAGCAUGGGCAAGGCACAGCAAGAGUUCUCCACUGGUGCCUGGAAGAACCCAUACGUGCAGCAGUCGGCACGCAAUGCAGCUGCAGGAGCCAUUCCUGAGGCCUUCUGAUGGCAGCGGUCUCUACUCGGCCACCGUUGCCGCAGUCCCGAGUUCCACAUGUGCUGGUCCUGUGGUCCUCCCCUAUUUAAAUGUUAAAAUUGAUGUGACAUUUAAUUCCCUCCCCAACCACCCUCUUCCUCCCCAAUAAAGACAUUAAUUAGAUCAUCUUGUGUAGGUGUUAACUAAUCCUUCGUGAUGGAAUCUCAAAAUGCAUACUUAAAUUUACGUUGAAUUAAAUGUUAUUUUUAAUUGUCAUUUAAACUACUGGACCAAUUUUUAUAACCAACAGCACCUUCGAAAUAUCUUAAUCUAACUGGAAAUAGGCAAUUAGGAAGUAUUUUUGUAUCUUUACCUUACCCAAUGAUCAAUGGAAUAAAUAUAAUUCAUUGAUGGGAUUUUUAUAUUCAUCUGGAGAGCCACAGUACAACAAUGUUAUUUCAACAGUCAUUUUUUGUUUAAUAACUUUGUAACCUAAAACAGUGCUAUUUCAAUGGAAAUUGCUUGUGAAAAGGGCAUGACCCUGCUACUCAUGUACAAUAUAUGUCAGAUUUGCCACUAUAUGGAAGACAUAUUACUUGAUUAAAGAUAGUGGCAUCCAUGUGUAACCGCAGAUUAGAGUUGCAGCAAAUUAUUACAGUUUAUAUUUUAUCCUUUGAGGGUGUAAAUAGGGAAAUUUAUCGACAAAUGUCAUGAAAUGGAGAAAUUUUAUGAAUAUUUCUACCCUCGGAAUGAAAAAUGGAUAACAGCUGAAUGCAUUUCUGUUGUGCAGUAGUGCUAUCAGUAUCACGUCAAUGGGAUACAAAUUAUCCAUUUGAAUCUCUCACAGCAUGGUAGAGAAGGUACCAGAGCAGCAUGUGAUGUCUGCCACCUAGCAACCUCUUGAAAAAUAAUUGCACAAUAAGUACCAGGGUCAUGUCCCAUUCACUUCAAAAUAAUUCACUGGGCAUAGCUUACAGAUUAAAAGGCUUAUUACUGAUUAAAAUGGCUGCAGUUCACAUUGAAAUAAUUUGUACAAAUAAAUCCUGAUGCAGUUUAGCCUUCCAUUACAAUAUUUUGUGGAAUUCUGUCGCAUAUUACCUAUGUACACAUAAACAAUACAGUAUAGUACUUACAAUUGCACUGUUUUAAUGGAAAAGCCAACAUCUAUAACAUUUGCAUAGUCCACAUGAAACUGCAUGGCAACAGUAAUGUGCCUUCUAUACAGAUAGUCACAGUUUACAAUGGCAUUCUUGAUACCUGCUGUCAGGUUAAAGUAAAGCCACAUUUAAGCACAUACUGGUUUUGGCACACCAUUCCAUUGCAACAUAUAGGGACUAUGUAUUAACAUGAAUUAGAGCCUUGUCUUUGUGUAAGAACAUGCAAAGAUAUUAGUUUGUUGUAAAUAUCCAAAGUGCUUGGAUUGGCUUAGAUUACCAUGUCUUCUGCUGCAAAUUGCACAGCUUGUGCAUAUAUGUAUUGCCAACAAUUUGAAAGCGAUGGGCAUUCCAUCUGGAAAGUCAUUGGGAUUAUCCCAGCUCUGGUUCUAAUACAGCUUGUGGAGGGGUGAAUUAUACAUCUCUAGAAUUUGGAACUAAUUGUGGAAUGGAACAAAUGAGUAUUCAAACACAAAUUAAGUUCAAAGAAGAAUCCAAGAAAACAAAAACUUAAGUCAGAAUUAAAAAAAAAUCCGAAAAUAUUAGAAACUUAAAUAUAUUUUGGUAGAAUGUUAUUUUGGAAUAUUACAAUGGGAACUGGAAAAUAUACAAACCAAAAUCCACAUCAAACUGGAAAUUAAACUGGGUUUCGAACCUCUCAGAACAUGAAGUUAGCAGGACGUUUUCUAUAAAUAGGUGUAGUUGGUAAAAAUAAUAUAUUGUAGUUAACAAGCUGGUAACCCAGUUUAUGAAGGCUCUCUAUUUUUUGGAGGAAAUAGAACGAUAUACUUAAAAUAAUUCAGAUUCCUAAAAAUCAGAAGGGAAUUCCGAGCAAUCAAAAGUUGGUCACCAGGUUUCAAUGUUCAUGUUUCUUAUGUUGGGUGUGGAAUGGCAACUGCUAAUUUCCAAACGUUUUUUUUCUCCAAUUGUAGCCUAAUUAUGCUAUCAGUAUCAUGUCAAUGGUAUACAAAGUAUCCAUUUGAAUUUCUCACACAACAAUGCAACCCUUCAUGGUAGAGAAGGGUCCAGAGUAGCAGGUAACCAGAGCUACAUCUGAAUACAUUUCAAGUGACCUGGUCCACACAGCAGCAGACAGCACUUUCCCACCCACUGUCACACAAGAGUAAUUCAUAUUCGUUGCGUGACAGUCACACCGUUUUUUAAAAUGUCAGAGGUGUAAUGCAUCCAAAUGAAGUUAAUAACCUAAUUUAAUUUGAUGGUUGUUUUGAGUAGUCAUUCGACUGAUAGCAUUAACGAAUUGCACCUGAGAACCCAGAAUAUAUACAGGUGAUUAUCUGGAAGUGAACCCAGAACCUCAGCAGAACUCAGGCCUCUGAACUACCCAGCCUACCUCAAACGAUCCCAAACUUUAAUCGCCAUGUCCCACACCUCACAUCCAUUCCAAUAAAAUACUACAAACGCUUAUAUACUUAAUCAUGUUAUUUCAAUAGUGAUGACAUGUAUGUAUGCUUUCUCGCCACAAUAGAAUCAGCAAUGUGCUCUAGCAGCAUACGUUAAAGAAAAGAAAGAUUAAAUGUUUGUGGCCGAGUUGGUUGUUUAAUGUAACAAUUACAGAAAUGAAAGAAAAAAAUAUGCAUUCUCAACUAUAUUUCGAUGUUGUAUAUUUCAUUGCAUAAAACUUGGGGCAAAAAAUACAAAGUAUGUUGCCAGAAAGGAUCACAGGUGGACAGUGGCCAAAUUAUACUUCUACAACAGCAGCAGCACCACAUCAAAUAUGGGGAGAUAAAUUCACCAUUUGUUCCAUUCCACAAUUAGUUCCAAAUUCCUACCUGCAAAUGUAUGAUGAAACAAUAUCCUCAUAUAAAUGUAUGUUAAAAAGACAAACUGUAUGUUUGCACAUUUAUAUGCACUGUACUGUAUUCACAAAUAGACAGAUGAGGGCCGAGUUGAUAUUUAGUCAUGAGCCUGAACGUGUGUAAUGUGACGCAGGUGGUAACGCUAUCAUUCCUUUGCCUUUCUACAGCUGCCAUAGAGUAUAACUGUAUACUGAACUGGAUCAAUACAAAAGGUAACAUUUUCUAAUUUCAUCAAAAAUAAAGAAUGAAACGAGAGAUCUUUAUUAAAUAUUAACAUUCUCAGUAUAGCUUGGUGCCAGGAUUUGUUUUGGUCAAAGUGUCCAUUGACUGAGUUUCAAGGAAGGCAUACGUAUGUAAAGUAGAGUGUACUGAAACCAUCAACAAUACACAUACAAAUGCUUACACUGACUGACCUAUUUCUGUGAAGAGUCGGCAUAUUGUAAUAAAACAAACUAAAGGGAUGAGUUUUAUGAUGUGGACAUGGACAAACUGACAGGACAGCUGAAUAUAAGACAACCAUGGGUAUGAGCACAAUUGUCAUCAUAACCGCAUCAUAGAUGUGCGUUGUCUCCAUCACUUGCCAGCCUCUGAUUAAAGCAUGGGCAAGCAGGACCUUUGUCCCAGGUCUUUGAUCUAGGGUAGGUUAGUCAGGUAGGAAGCAUGACAGUGCAUUGUACCAUUUGCAUAUAAAGUUGUCUAAAUCUUAUAAGAUAACGAGUUAUUUUGAUAAAAAACAUGUCUUUUUUUAAAGUCCAUCUAGGAUAUUUCCAUCUAGGAUUUUUUUAAAUAUAACCUGCAUAGAUAUAAAAUCUUGUUUUCAUUCACAUCAUGCAUAUGCUAAAUUUAUUGUAAAAUGCAGCAUAUAUCCCAGAAAUCCAGUGCAACUUAAUUUAUAGUUCUUUUCAUUUCAGUCUUUUGUGUUAUAAAAAUGUUAAAAAUACGUUCUUAUUCUCCUGAAACCAACUUCAUCAGUUCAGAGGACGUAAGCAUUCAACUACCCUAUUUCUUUAAACGUUAACUUUUAUUUAACCCUUUUCAGGCAGACCCUGACAAUUGAAUCUCAUUGCCGGAGUGUAACGUGCACAUAUGUGUAGAAAGUGCAUUGAUUAGAUUAUGCACAGAUAUUACAUAAUACCAUUUCCCAUUGAUUAAUGUCAGUUUAAGGAACAAAAAUAAUUAUUGCAUUAUAAAAUCUCAUCUUAAAACGUUUUUCAGUGCAACGUGUGAAAGCAAAUUCUUGCCAUUCUCUAUACAAUGCUUGUGCUUGCCCAGAAGCAUUUCAUGAGAUGAGGUUAUUCCAACAAUAUUUGAAGUCCCAAUGCAGCAGAAUUUUCCCAGUUUUGAGACAAGAUAACUAAUUACCCUCAUAGCUCUGGUUCAGCAGUCACUAUCUCAAGAAUAUCAUGACUACAUCAGUUUUUUACUUUAAAACUUAUUUUGAUAUAUGUUUGAGUACGAUCUUUUGGUUGCUAUUUAUUUUCCUUAACAUAUUACUAAAAUUAUACAAGUUCUGUGCAUCUUGGUAAAUAUGGCAUUGUUAAAUAUUGGCGUAAAUGUGAUGGCACGCUGUGAAGUUAUGGAUAUUUAAAUGUUCUACAAGAAUUAUCAUUCUGUUGGGAAAAUGUUAAUUCACGUGAGAUGGUGUGGACAUGGAAUACAUGUUUGAUCAUGACACACUUUAAUAAAAAAUCAAUAAUGCUAAUUGUAACAGGUCUUUAAUACAUAUUUUGUAUAGCAUAUUGUGAUAGGUGUUUAGAGAUAAUACAUUGAAUAGUCCUUAUGUAAGGUUUGAUGUGAUUAUAUUGUGGUCCAACUGGUAAGAUUGAAUACGGUCUCGCUGUUGUGUUUGGUUGUUAAAGUUUAAAGACCCUAACAUUGCGAUUUUGAGAGUUACAAAUUUGCUCUUCUAACAAGUUUAGAUUCUGUGUAAUUGGUUGUUCAUUAAUGGUGUCCCUUCGUCAACAACUGCAGCUCUUCGGAUUUUUUCAGUUCAGGGAAACCCGCGGGUUGGAGAACACGUUUUCUGACGCUCAUGCAUUGAUUGUCUGAUGGUAUGGUCAUGUGUUUUCAUUUAUAUAUAUAUAUUUUAAAAAUUGCUACUUACGAUUGUGUAAACUACACCCGCUAUACUUUGUAAGCCUUUGGUAAAGCAUAGGAAAGCAAGAAUCUUGCACACCUGGUCAGGAACUUCGAUCAAAUUUGAAUUGUAGCAAACUAAAAGACAACUGUAAACCUACUCUAUGAUUGUACAACUGCAAAGGUUGAAUAGGUUUCUAUAAUGUGUGAAUCUGUAGGUGCUCCUACAUGACCAUAAUUAGGAUGUGUAACUGCUGGUGCAUAUACAGUAAUAUGUUUGCCAUUCAACGUGAAUCAUGUCAGCACAGUACGGUGGUGUCGGAUUCAUUAGCCUAGGACUUUGUAUGGCAACGCAUGGUAAGAACAGUUGCAGUACUGUACUCAAGCAGGAGCCAUUUUUUAAUAUCAUGUUUACAGUGCUGAGUCAUCUCAAUUUGUAUGAAACGUAAACCUUGGAACACAAUAAGGAAACACAUUUUCUUAUAUACUAUAAGCGUACACCUCCACAAACAAACCCAAUGGGAAUUAAUAUUCCACAACACCGCAUUUGAGGAAUGUUUUUUUACAGGUGGCACUUUUUUUUUGUAUGACCUCUGGAUGGAAAUACUAUCGCUGUUUUUAAGUUAAUUAAGGGGUGGGUAGUAUCCAGGGUUGCCUGACACCUAGGGCUUGCAGCAUCGUUUAGAAAGACCCAAGUACAAGAAUGCUAACCACAGCUGGUAAUAUUGUUGUCAGCUUAUGUUAUAUAGUUUUUAUUUCUGUUUUAAACAGAAUUUACCUUCGGCAGAUGCUGUGAGUAACAUGUUAAGGGUUUAAUACUGUUAUGUUACGUGCCUUGUGGAGUUCUAUAUUUAGAUAAUUUUUGGAUUUACACGUGCAAGCCAGCAAUAUAUUUCAGUUUUAAGUCUUUAUUUGCCUUCAUUUAAUUGCCAAACAUAAACAUUCUUACUAGGUGAAAUUAUUUUCCCAUUCUUUUAAACUGCCAAAUAUGAAGUUUGGAAAUUGUAUGAAUAUUAAUAAGUGUCUUUUACAUAUCUGUACAACUUGUUGAUAGUUUCUGUCAAACCAAAACACAUUUACAUUUUCUGACUCAUAAAUUACAGCUGUUUUAGACCAUAAAGAACAAUGUAUUUAUAUCCAUUGUAAAUUCUUUCAUACUUUAUUGUGAUCGGUGGUGGAUAAAAAAGACUGUUGGCACAACAUCUGAUGCUAUGUGAUAACAAAGAUACUCAUUUACACAUUGAAAUACGAUGAUAUUGUUUCCAGAGACCCUUUCUAAAAAACAUUUUUGGCAGAAUAAAUGUAACUGUACAUUAAAAAAAUUUGUUCCCUAGAUUUUAUUUUUCCCGAGCCUGCACGUUCUCCACAUUGUGAAAGUGUAUGGACGUGGGUUGUGUGGUGUAUUGUACGGUGUGGUAAUAAAUGCUUCAGAAUAGUG
Molecule: messenger RNA, 7311 nt
Organism: Lethenteron reissneri (Far Eastern brook lamprey)
Lineage: Eukaryota; Metazoa; Chordata; Hyperoartia; Petromyzontiformes; Petromyzontidae
Gene: SCAMP5
Product: secretory carrier membrane protein 5
Biological process (GO): protein transport
Cellular component (GO): recycling endosome membrane; trans-Golgi network membrane
Source: RefSeq, a predicted model, not a curated record